Molecule: messenger RNA, 1146 nt
Organism: Anopheles marshallii
Lineage: Eukaryota; Metazoa; Arthropoda; Insecta; Diptera; Culicidae
Product: RIB43A-like with coiled-coils protein 2
Exons: 2
Coding region: 1-1146 (381 amino acids)
Source: RefSeq, a predicted model, not a curated record
AUGCUAAAUUCUCUUUUCAUCAAUCACCAAGACCAAAAGGAAGCUUUGGCCAUCGAGCGUAGACGACGGUUUGAGGAAUCACGAAAACAACGUAUCUUCAAUGCUAGACGUCGGCUUAUUGGGGUGGACACUGAUACACUCGGAUAUCAGAUCCAAGAAAAACAUGAAACAGAACAGGCACAAGCGGAACAGCAGCGCAAAUUUGCCGAAGAAAUGCGCCGCCAGGAACAGGUGCUGCUGUUGAAACAACGCGAACAGCGCCAGGAACGUAUUCGGGAAGAGAACGAACUUAACCGAUUCCGGGCUUCCCACCAAAACCCGGAACAAUCGCGUGACUUUGAUCUGUUUGACCCGGACGGGUUGAAGAAAUCGCUUCCGGCCCGGCUUGGUGAUGACGAUCCACGGUUAAGCGUUUCCGGUGCACAAAUAUUUGACGGUGAAGAUCUGGAAGAACGGCACCGCAGGAAGGUACAGGUCGAACAGCAGCGUUCCUGGCUGGAGCAACAAAUCCGCGAAAAGCGGCAGGCCGAAAUCGAUCGCCGCGCGGCAGAAAAGUUUCUGGAAGAUUCGCUAAUGUCGCGUGAAAACCGGCUGCAUCAGCUUGCCACCCAGGAACGGUACGCGCGGGGCAAAAUCCACGAAGCAGUGAAUGAGUUUAAUCGGCGGCUUAUGAACGAACAGGAGCAGCAACGAAUGCGCCGCGAGCGGGAAGAGCAGGAAGACAAUUUGGCCGAAAUUUACAAUAAUCUUACGAGCGACAUCUUAACGGAGAAUCCCGACGUGGCGAAGAGUAGCUUCGGACCAAACCGUGUCAUUACCGCCCAGUACAAAGGAAUGUCGCCGGAGGAGAUUGAACAGAUACGUCGUACGCAGGAGUUGCAACUAGAGCAGCUUAAACGGAAGCGUGAGAAUGAGGAUAACACGCGCAAAGCGUGGGACCAGCUGGCAAAUGAUUUUGAUCGUACCGUCACUAUGAAGGAACGUGAGCUGAACCGUAGACGGCAUGCGCUGGCCGAACAAAUCAGGCAGGAAAAUCAUCUACGUUCGUUAGAACAACAGCGCAAACUGCAGCAUCUCGACAAAGUGGUGUACCAGAAUCGUCCUACCCAGGCAUAUUUCGAUCAAUUUAAUACCUGCUCACGGUAA